AGCAUGUAGCAACUUGAUCUGGGUGUGGAGAUCCAAAGUCAUACCGUUGAUCAUCAUCACAUAAUACGUCCUUGCUCUUCAUUACACCUCUGAUAAGAUAAAGAACGUGCAUUGAUUACAAGUAUUAGGCAGAUGGAGAGAUAAAAGGAGAUAGUGAUUAUAUAUAUAUAACCCUAGUAGUCACUAUAAUCCUUAACACUGUAUUGCAGCACUGAACAUCAACUCCAUCUCGCGGUACAGCUAUGACACAGAUCACAUCUGUGCUCUCCAAUGGACUCAAAUCCAUCAAGUCCAAUGCACUUAACACGGAUUUGAAUGCCCAGAUGUCACAGGUCCGUGAUGUUCAUUCCCACGUUCCUAUCGACGCCCGUCUUGCUGAGAAGGAACACCUGGAUGAUGACGAGCUGCUGGCCCUUGCUGGUUAUAAGCAUGAGCUGGUUCGUCAGUUUGGUCCUUUCAACAUGAUUGGUGUUGCGUUCUCUAUUAUGUCGGUGCUUCCGUCCAUCGCAAGUGUCCUAGGCCAGAUCUACACCGUCAACAACGGUGGCAUCUGGGGCUGGGCUGUUGCUUCCAUAUUCAUCUUUGGCGUUGGCCUGUGUAUGAGUGAGCUGGCGUCCGCCAUUCCAACUGCUGGUGGGUUGUACUAUUGGACUUAUCACUAUGCUCCUGACUCGUUGCGUAUUCCACUGUCUUACCUCGUUGGUAAUACAAAUUCUAUCGCUUUGACUAGUGCUCUUUGUUCCAUCGACUAUGGGUUUGCCAAGGAGCUGCUUUCCAUUGUCUACAUCGCCAAGGAUGGUGAUUUUGACAUCUCACGAGGCAUCGUGUACGGUGUCUACGCAGCGUGCAUCGUCUCUCACGUUGCAACAGCUUGUGUUGCAUCCUAUGGUGUGGCCAAGUUGCAGUCCCUCUCUGUCAUCUGUAACGUUGCACUUGUGAUAUUCUUCAUAUUCACGAUGCUGAUCGGAACAGAGACCAAGAACGAUGCUAAAUUUGUCUUUGGAACUGUUGAGAACCUCAGUGAUUGGGGGACAGGCUGGUCGUGGGUCAUGAAUGGGUUCAUGCCUGCGAUCUGGACCAUUGGUGCGUUUGACUCCUGUGUUCACAUGUCUGAGGAGGCUCACAACGCCACGAAGAACGUUCCAAUUGGUAUUCUCGGCUCCAUCGCAUCAACAGGUAUCUUGGGAUGGCUUAUCAUCAUGGUGUGCUCCUUCUGUAUCAACCCAGACCUGGCCAGUGUCAUUGACACUGGCUCUGGCCAGCCGAUGGCCCAGCUGGUGUACGAUUCUCUUGGGAAGAACUGGUCCAUUGCGUUCAUGGUUCUCAUAUGCUGUUGCCAAUGGCUCAUGGGAGCCUCCACCAUCACUGCGACUUCCCGUCAAAUUUGGGCCUUCUCUCGUGAUAACGGGCUGCCAUUUUCCUCUAUCGUGAAGGUUGUCAAUUCCAAGCUUAAAGUCCCCAUCAGAGCCAUCUGCUUUGCCGGUAUCCUUGCUUUGAUCAUCGGUCUUCUCUGUCUUAUCAACGAUACUGCUGCCAAUGCCCUGUUCACGCUCUACGUGUGUGGUAACUAUUUCGCAUGGCAGACACCAAUCAUCCUUAGAAUGUUCCGUCAAUGGUCAAAGGAUGAGUCUGUUCGUUUCAAGCCAGGAACGUUCUAUAUGGGCACAAUCCUCUCACCAAUUGUCAACAUCAUCACCAUCUGCUUCACAAACUUUACUAUUAUCAUGGCGAUGUUCCCAUCGUCACCAGAUGUUGAUAAGGAUACUAUGAACUACACAGUGGUACUCACAUGUGGAACAUGGAUACUAUCCAUGUCCUAUUACUUUGCGUAUGCCCAUAGAACGUUCAAGGGUCCAAGAAACACUCUCAGUAAUAACAAUAGUGCUUAUGAUGAUGAGAAGGCUGACACGGAUAAGAUCGACCACAUCAUUGAGGAGCAAGACGAUGUCAGCUCGCAGGAUUACCAAGGCUAGACAACAUCUCGAGUACAUUGACUUCAUUAAUAUUCGUUUUCAUUUGUGGUUUAUUAACAUUAGCGUGACAAAUAUACAUACU
Messenger RNA from Williopsis jadinii, 2055 nucleotides. Its product is annotated as gamma-aminobutyric acid transporter. The record is from RefSeq and is a predicted model, not a curated record. Gene Ontology annotation, biological process: transmembrane transport. Bases 243 to 1973 code for a protein of 576 amino acids. Gene Ontology annotation, molecular function: transmembrane transporter activity. Lineage: Eukaryota; Fungi; Ascomycota; Saccharomycetes; Phaffomycetales; Wickerhamomycetaceae. Gene Ontology annotation, cellular component: membrane. The transcript has a single exon.